This is a messenger RNA of Molossus molossus (Pallas's mastiff bat), 1642 nucleotides long. RefSeq names its product deoxyhypusine hydroxylase (gene DOHH). The transcript has 5 exons. NCBI's taxonomy places the organism in Eukaryota, Metazoa, Chordata, Mammalia, Chiroptera, Molossidae. Gene Ontology annotation, molecular function: deoxyhypusine monooxygenase activity. Bases 288 to 1199 code for a protein of 303 amino acids. Gene Ontology annotation, biological process: peptidyl-hypusine biosynthetic process. The record is from RefSeq and is a predicted model, not a curated record.
CACCGGUGCCGACUUGCGCUCCCGAGCCUCCUCCCACCACGGAAACUUCGACUGCAUCGUCUCCCUUCCAGCGCCGCGUUGGUGCCGUCCGCCGGGGUCACAUGGGCGGCGAGAUGGCGGCCCCUAGAGCCCGCUGCCAGCCUCGCGGUCCAUGAGGCGGCAGCGGCGGCUGCGAGAGGAAAAAGGCGGGCCGGUUCUGCGUUUCUGGAGCUUGUUCGGACGUUCCGGCGGCGGGGAGCACGGUUCUUGUGCCUGAGAGGAGCCUUGGAAGGAAAAAGACGUGCGCCAUGGUGACGGAGCAGGAGGUGGAAGCUAUUGGGCAGACACUGGUGGACCCCCAGCAGCCCCUGCAGGCCCGCUUCCGGGCUCUCUUCACGCUUAGAGGACUUGGCGGCCCGGGCGCCAUUGCCUGGAUCAGUCGGGCCUUCAGCGAUGACUCUGUCCUGCUCAAGCAUGAACUGGCCUACUGCUUGGGUCAGAUGCAGGACCGCCAGGCCAUCCCUGUGCUGGUAGAUGUGCUGUGUGACACCCACCAGGAGCCCAUGGUGCGCCAUGAGGCAGGGGAGGCCUUGGGGGCCAUCGGGGACCCAGAAGUUCUGGAGAUCCUGAAGAAGUACUCCACUGAUCCUGUUGUCGAGGUGGCUGAGACGUGCCAGUUGGCUGUGUGUCGGCUGGAGUGGCUGCAGCAACAGAGUGGGGAGCCAGCGGCAGCAGGGCCCUACCUCUCAGUGGACCCGGCUCCUCCGGCCAAGGAGCAUGAUGUGGGGCGGCUUCGGGAAGCACUGCUGGAUGAGGCCCUGCCACUCUUUGACCGAUACCGAGCCAUGUUCGCCCUGCGAGAUGCUGGUGGCAAGGAGGCGGCCCUGGCACUGGCUGAGGGCCUGCGCUGUGGCAGCGCCCUCUUUCGCCACGAGAUCGGCUAUGUUCUGGGCCAGCUGCAGCACGAGGCUGCUGUUCCCCAGCUGGCAGCAGCCCUAGCCCAGCGGACUGAGAGCCCCAUGGUGCGACAUGAAUGCGCUGAGGCCCUGGGAGCCAUCGCCCGGCCUACCUGCCUGGCUGCCCUGCGGGCCCACAUGGCAGACCCUGAGCGUGUGGUCCGGGAGAGCUGCGAGGUGGCCCUGGACAUGUAUGAGUACGAGAGGGGACCGGCCUUCCAGUAUGCCGAUAGGCUGGAGCAGUUGCGCUUGCCCCCCUCCUAGAUCUGUCGCCCGCCUGGCCUGGGGCCUCUCCCCUGCAGGACUCAGCAUAUAGACCGAAUUUGUGUAAAUCAGAUCUUGAUUCCCUGAACCUGUUUACUUGGCCAGAUCUCAGUCACUUUUGCAUCUUGAGUACCCCCUGGGGCCAAGCUGAGGUCUCUACUAUCCCCUACUAAGGGACCUACCACAGUGCUGGCAGUGCACCAGGUGGGAAUGUCAUCAUGGGAGGCAAGAUCUGGGGCAUGUGCAGGGGUGGAGGUGGGGUGGUCCAGCUCCAGGGAUGGGGGGGUGGAGAAAGGCACUGUGGAGAAACCUGUGCCUGGCAGACCUGGGCAGGGUCUGGGUCUCUAACUCCCCACCCCGGGCCCUGGGUAGGCUGGGCUGGAGACUCAGGCCAGAUGACAAACAGGUCCCAGGUAACUGCUUAAGUGGAAUAUUAAAUUAUU